ACCUCUCGACAGAAUUGUAAUACAACGGGAUCUCCACUUCUGUCUAAUUUCUGUAACCUUGUUUACCUGAGUAUGCAGGUAGAAAUUAUCACUUUCAGCAGUAGCUGGAAGAUAAAGAAUAGUCUCUAACGGAGUUUCGCCAAGUCGGUUGGCGACAACCGGAGAUAUUUACGGUUUUUCCAUCAAAGCGGAAACGGUUAUCGAAUCCCCCGUAUCCUGAUGAUGUCGCUUAUGUAAUUACUCAUCGCAUCGUACGAAUGAACUUUGAAAUUGCGAUACCUUGAGCUAUUUUCAAGUUAUUGAAAUCAGAUUCGUCAGGAUGGAAAGUAAAACGGGUUCAAAGUGCUUUCACACAGUGAAUAAGGAUUAUCGAUGAACUUGUGGUGUUUUAUUUUCAGCACAAGACCGACCGUACGUCCCAUGAUCGUCGAAAUAAUUACAUGUUUGUGCUGAUUCACAUUGGAGAGGGAAGAUGUCUAAGAACCAACAGGAAAACGACGCCGUCGCCACCAAUUCCUACACCGAGCCCAGCCUCUCGAUCUACGUGGAUCGUCCGGUGUACCAACAGGAGGACCUCAACAGGGACACCCUGUACGCCAAACCGACCAGGGUGGAAGUCGCAGAUAAGAUCCACAAGUGUUGCAAAGUUAAGCCGGUGAAAUGCCUCAGGAAAACUUUUCCCAUCUUGAAAUGGUUGCCGAAUUACGAGUGGAAAAAAUGGCUUUUCGGAGACGUUGUGGCGGGUUUCACCAUCACGGUGAUGCAGAUACCACAGGGUAUGGGUUAUGGUAUGUUGGGUGGUAUACCCCCCAUUUGCGGCAUAUACAUGGCCUUCUUCCCGGUCUUAAUGUACGCCAUUUUCGGCACAUCUAGGCACCUGUCAACUGGUACCUUCGCCAUCAUUUGCCUGAUGACUGGGAAGAUAGUGUCCCAAUACGGAACCCACGAGAUCCUCCAGAAUGGGACAGUGAUAGAACACGAAGAAUUAAGCGCCAUGAGCGGUGGUCACGUCCGUACCAACAUACAGGUCGCUAUCACUGUAACUUUCGUCGUCGCCUGCAUACAGAUAGUUAUGUUCUGCCUGAGGCUUGGUAUAAUAACCACCAUGUUCUCCGACACCCUGAUCAAGGGUCUAACUUGCGCGACAAGUUGUCACGUGGUCGUUUCCCAACUGAAGGAAAUCCUAGGGCUUAAGUUGCACAAGAGGAGAGGAUAUUUCAGUUUGCCAUUGACUUUGUACGAUGUGGGUGCCAACAUAAAAAAUGCCCAUGGGCCUUCUGUGAUAAUUUCAGCUGUGACUCUAAUGGUGAUACUAGCUAAUAAUUAUGGAUUGAAGAGAGUCAUGGCGAAGAGGACAAAAAUCCCUUUUCCGAUAGAAAUAUUCGUUGUAAUUAUGGGAACCACUUUUAGUUACUUCUGUAGGGAUACCUUCGAGGUAUUGAAUAACAUACAGAUCAUUGGAAAUAUUCCGACAGGGUUUCCCCUGAUACAAUUUCCAGACUUCACCCUCAUUCCGGACAUAUUCCUGGAGUGUCUAACGAUAGCCAUAGUAUCGUAUGCCAUCACCAUGUCGAUGGCGAUAUUAUUCGCCAGAAAAUGUUUCUACGAAGUUGAUGCCAACCAAGAGUUGCUCGCAUUAGGUAUGGGUAAUGCCUUUGGAUCUUUGUUUUCCUGCAUGCCCACUUGUGCAUCGGUGAGUAGAUCGUUGAUACAGCAGUCAGUUGGCGGUAGUACCCAACUCACAUCACUGAUCUCCUGUUCUUUGCUCUUAUCAGUUUUGCUCUACCUAGGACCGGCUUUCGAAUCACUACCAAAGUGUUGCCUGGGUACUCUAAUCGCAGCAGCAAUCUGGCCAGCGGUCAUGCAGUUCACACUCAUACUGAAAUAUUGGAAAUUGAGUAAAUGGGACGCUCUGGUUUUUCUUGCGGCUUACCUCUUGACUCUACUCUUAGACAUAGGUCUAGCUCUUGCCGUCGGUGUUAUUAUAUCAUUAUUCGGCAUCAUCUUGCAAAGUUACAGGCCGUACAGUUGUCUCCUUGGUAACGUCCCAAACACCGAUCUUUACUUGGAUUUGGAGAGAUACAAAGCUGUGCAAGAGAUACCGGGCAUAAAAAUAUUCCAUUUUUCCGGCAUAUUGAACUUUUCAUCUAGGCAAGUUUUUAUGAAAACAUUCGGUCAGAAGCUGGGUUUUAAUCCAUCGAAAAUUUUGAGGAGAAGGAAAUAUGCAGAGGAGCAUAAUCUGCCGUUUGAAUUUGAAAGCUUGAUGAUGAAAUAUAUAAUCAUGGAUUUCUCUUCAAUUACGUCUAUUGACCCUGCUGGUAUAGAUAUGAUGAGGACUUUAGCUAGAGAUUUAGAUCAAUUGGGCAUAUAUCUCUACAUUGCAGGUUGUUCAGGUCCGGUGUUUGAGAAAAUAGCAAAGUGUGAUGCAAUAGAACAGGUUUAUAGCGUUUUUAAACUGUUUCCCACGAUACAUGAUGCAGUUGUAUAUGCGCAAGGGAUAGAGAAACAUAUGAACUUGAAAGAUGUCCAUUAACAUCACAAUCGUAACCAACUCAGGGAGAGCAACAGACAAUCAUCGUCUUCCAAGCUGAAUUGACAAUAAACAAAGGAAACGUUCAAUGUGUACUUGGUUGAUUCUGGGAAAUCGAGUACAUUCACAUGACCAUGAAGUAAAGUUAAAAAUAUAUAUUGUUUUGUCGUAUAAUGUACAUUAUGCUUGAUACUAGUUGUAAGUUGAAAAAUAAAUAAAUAUUAUAUAAAACUAACAA
Molecule: messenger RNA, 2768 nt
Organism: Coccinella septempunctata (seven-spotted ladybird)
Lineage: Eukaryota; Metazoa; Arthropoda; Insecta; Coleoptera; Coccinellidae
Product: solute carrier family 26 member 10-like
Exons: 13
Coding region: 473-2533 (686 amino acids)
Biological process (GO): transmembrane transport
Cellular component (GO): membrane
Molecular function (GO): sulfate transmembrane transporter activity; oxalate transmembrane transporter activity; bicarbonate transmembrane transporter activity
Source: RefSeq, a predicted model, not a curated record